This is a messenger RNA of Caenorhabditis angaria, 1809 nucleotides long. NCBI's taxonomy places the organism in Eukaryota, Metazoa, Nematoda, Chromadorea, Rhabditida, Rhabditidae. The record is from the annotation of a GenBank genome assembly.
AUGGAUUCUUCAAAUUUCCUGAUACUUCAAAUAAUUCUCGCUUCUGCCAUGUUACUUGUAACAUGUAUUGCUGGAUGUGCUCCAUUAUUAGUAAGUCCUCUCGGGAAAAAUACGGCACCUUUUUAGCGCCGAGGCGACAUUUUCAUGAAAAAUCCAUUAUUUUACCAUACAAAUGACUUUUGUUCUCUUUUCAUCGAAAUUUUCCGCACUAGAAAUGUAGCAAGCGUGUCCGAGUGGAUAAGAGGAUGGGUUGUCGUUGUUUUGACCCAAGUUCGAUGCCCCUUUCCCGCACCUUUUUUUUAUUUUUUUCGUCUCACUGGCACACCAUUUUAGCGCCGAGGCGAGAGAACUUCCCGCCUCGGCGCCCCAGGAUGUCGCCUCGGUGGCGUAUUUUUCCCGAGAGCUUUUAAUUCAAUUUUUAAUUUAUCGCAAAUCAUGAUUUCUAGCUUCUGACAGUGAUGAAAAGAAAAGGAAAAGAUCAGACCAAAAAUGGCUGGCUCUCAUAUUUAUCGUGUUUUUCUGGUGGUGUUUUUAUGGCCACCUGUUUCCUCGAUAUCAUGCCACACAUCGCUGAAAAUUAUGAGAAAUUUGUGAACACUUAUAAAAUUGAUCCACCCGUUCCAUUGAGUCAACUCUUCAUUUGUCUGGGAUUUUUCCUAGUUUACCUAAUUGAAGAAGUUACUGCUAGAGUUUUUGGAGGCGGCGAUGGACACGGACAUUCUCAUGGAGCACCGCCGAAAAAAGAGAGCAAAGAGAAUAUUACCAGGUUGGUUGGUUGUGAUAUUAAUUUCUGUAGAUGUUUUACUAAUAAUGCAUGUUUCUAACAACUUCUAACAGACAAUCCCUUCUUCCUACUUCUAACAAUUUGCAUGAUAAUAAUCAUCCACAACUUCUACGACACACCAGGUGCUUUUUUUGGGUUUUUGAAAAUAUACGAACUGAUUUGUGGAGCAAAUGGAAAAAAAAUGGAAAUUUGAUUUUUUUUUCAGAAAAUUGAAAAAAGUUUUUAAAAAAUUUCGAUCAGAAAAAACUCCAGAAAAAUAAUAUUUUUUAAUUUUUGAGGAUCAGACUCUAUAAACUCCAAAUUCCAAAUUUCAAAUUAGAACUUCGGAAGUCUAAAUCGUUCACAAUCAGUUUGUAUCUCAUCAUUUCUUAUCCUAAAAUCCCUUAACUAAUUAUUUUCAGCUUGGUUGUUGAAGAAGCUUCGCCAUGGGUAGUCUCUGAUGAAAAAUCGAAUAUGUUGAAAAGUUUGACAUUUGCUGUAGCCAUGUCUUUUCAUUCACUUCUUGAAGGUUUCGCGCUUGGAGUUCAGGUAACUUUUUUAUUCAAAAUUGAAUAUUCAAAUUAUUUCAUUAAAAUUAAACACAGGACACCACAACAGGAAUUUAUGCGCUAUUCUUCUCACUUUUAUUACACAAAUCAAUCGAAUCGUUCUCAGUCGGACUUCAAAUCUCAAAAACAAACAGUUCGAAAUAUGUUGUAGUUGUUAUCACUAUAUUGAUAUAUGCAUUGAUGACACCAUUGGGAUCAGUUCUUGGAACAGUUUUGCAAAACACAAAAUCCGAAUCAUUGUGGAAAGAUGGUUUGAUUCUUCUCCUCGAAUCAAUGGCUGCUGGAACAUUUAUUUAUGUAACAUUCCUUGAAAUUCUUGCACAAGAAAAAGAAAAUCAUUUCAAUUCUUUGAAACAAUUGUUAUCGAUUGCCGCCGGAUUUAUUCUCAUUUUGAUUCUUCAAAUUGUAUUCGGACAUGAUCACGAGCAAGCACAUGUUCAUCCAGUUGGGGUGAACGCGAGUGUUUCACACGUCUGA